Molecule: messenger RNA, 542 nt
Organism: Coccinella septempunctata (seven-spotted ladybird)
Lineage: Eukaryota; Metazoa; Arthropoda; Insecta; Coleoptera; Coccinellidae
Exons: 2
Coding region: 56-502 (148 amino acids)
Molecular function (GO): odorant binding
Source: RefSeq, a predicted model, not a curated record
UAUUAUUCAUAAAUCCUGUAAUAGGUUUUGUUCGAUAAAUUCUAACAUCCAUGAAAUGACAGGUCAGUUUUCGGCAUCAUCGAUAGUGAACUCCAUAUUCAGGAUGAGAGUACUCAUUUUGGUUGUUUGCUUCUACUUUUUCUCGGUUAACGCAGUGGAUAAUGAAGAUUUACAGACGUGGGUCGAAUCAUGCAGGAGUGAAACUGGUUUCGAUAAAAAGAACUAUACAGAACUAGAAGACCUCAUCAAAGAUCCAGAGUCCAAGAAACUGUUUUUGUGCGUAGCAACGGUCGGAGGCAUGUUAGAAGAGGAUGGAUCCAUGAAUAGGACCGCGGUCAGAGAGGUUCUUCCAGAAAAAAUAAAAAAAUCUCCAGAUUUGGAGAGACUUCUGGAUGAAUGUGUCAUCAAGAAAGAUACGGCCGAGGAAUCAGUUUUCAACACAUUUAUUUGUGUGGAAAAAAGAAUAUACUAUACAAUUUACGGAAAGAAAUUAGAUAUUUGAACACUAUGUACACAAUAUAAAUAAUAAAAUAUAUGGUUGA